Messenger RNA from Solanum stenotomum, 550 nucleotides. RefSeq lists its product as uncharacterized. The transcript is spliced from 2 exons. The coding region runs from base 55 to 492 and encodes 145 amino acids. NCBI's taxonomy places the organism in Eukaryota, Viridiplantae, Streptophyta, Magnoliopsida, Solanales, Solanaceae. The record is from RefSeq and is a predicted model, not a curated record.
AACACACUGAAGAAAGAAAGAAAGAAAAAGAAUAUAAUUAAGGAAAAGAAGAAAAUGGCAGCAGUAGAAGAACCAAUACUCUCUAGGCUUGAUAGACUUGACAAUAUUAUAAAAAAAUUGGAGGAAGUUAGAGGAGGUGAUCAUUCCCCAAAGACAUCAACAGCAUCAAGCGAGACAUUAACGAGCGACGGGCAAGUUUCGUCGCUCGAUUUCUCUCCAAGAAGUAUGGAGAAGCAUUGCCGGCCUAUAGAAGACGUGAUUUCGGAGACUGAGCAUAAGGGGACACUCAUUGAGAGGCUGGUGAAUGUUGAGAACAGGGUGUUGAAUGUGUGUUUGCAAUUGGAAGCAGAGUUGGAGAUGAUGAAGAAGAAAAAAGAGGAGGAGAAUUUUAAUUUGAAGAAUAAAUUAGCUCAUAACAAGGCUAGUUUCAAGAGCUUUGUUAAGUCUUGUGUUAAAGGGACAGGAAUAGGGAAACAUAAACAAAGAGACUGAAAUUUUGUCGGAUUCCAAUGAAUGUAACUAUGUAAAAUUUCUAGUUUUUUUUUUCCUU